GGGCCGGCUGCUUUUAUUUUGACCUCAAAACGUCCUCUUGUUAGUUUGCUGCCAUCCAUGAAUCCCCCAGCGAAUAUGGACCCGCAAGAAGACCACGGGAUAAAACAUGACCCGACCUCAGCACGUGCCGCGAACAAGGGCUACAUGCCGAUUGAGCACUAUGGACUCAUCGGAAACAUGAGGACGUGUGCUCUCGUUGCUACUGACGGUGGCCUGGAUUUCAUGUGCUGGCCAGAUUUCGAUUCCCCGUCUGUCUUUUGCAGACUUUUGGAUAAAGACAAGGGCGGCCACUUUACUAUUAGCCCCACCCACUCCAAAAAUAUCACCACAAAACAGCAGUAUCUCCCCAGCAGCAACAUUCUCCAGACGAGAUAUCUCCACGACGAAGGAGUGCUCAACCUGGUUGAUUUCUUCCCACGUCCCGACACCAAAUCCUUGCUGCGACACGUCAGCAGCGGCGCCCCGCUGAAUGCGAUAAAUGGUCCACUUGAAACCACCAACAAUCUGAAAAAGUGGCUCGUCCGUCGGGUUGAAUGCAUCAGAGGAGAUGUUGACGUGGAUGUGGAAGUGUUCCCCGCUUUCAACUAUGCCCGAGAUAAGCAUACAACAGAGAUUAUCAAUGAGAACCGAAGAAUUGAAGCCGGUGAGCUUCCUCAGCGGGUGAUCUUUAAGUCUGAAGGCAUCGCGCUGGAACUAAAUGCCACCUUGGACUGUGGCGACACUCCUAAAUACGGCUGUCCCGCAAUCUUUUUCAAGAAGAAAUCCGAAGAGACAUCUCUUGGAGAGGGGAUCACGGCAACAUUUCACCUGCAUGAGGGCCAAGCUGUGUCCUUCAUCCUUCGCGAUAGUCCGAGGGCAGACCUUGGUGAACCCACUGAACAUAUUACCACUGACCUGCUCGAUCGAAUCCAGAAAGACACACAAAAGUUCUGGUUCACAUGGAUCUCCAAGAGCAAGUACAAGGGCCGAUGGCGAGAAGUCGUGUCGCGCAGCCUGCUCCUGCUAAAGCUGCUCACAUACGAGCCGACAGGCGCCAUUGUCGCGGCGCCCACCUUCUCCUUACCCGAAGACUUUGGCGGGGCGCGCAACUGGGACUACCGGUUCAGCUGGGUGCGCGACAGUUCGUUCACCAUCUACAUCUUGCUACGAAUGGGCUUCAAGGAAGAGGCCGAGGCCUACAUGUCGUUUAUGACGGAUCGUUUCCGACAUUCCCGCACGAAAGAAGGCGCGUUGCCCAUCAUGUUCAGCAUUCGGGGAGAUACAGACUUGCCGGAGAUCGAGCUCGAGCACCUCGAGGGCUACCGCGGCAGCCGGCCCGUCCGCAUCGGUAACGGCGCGGCUUUCCACAAACAACUAGAUAUCUACGGCGAGCUGCUCGACGGCAUCUACCUGUACAACAAGUAUGGCAAGCCCGUGUCGUACGACCAGUGGUGCUCAGUGCGCGAGAUAGCAGACUACGUAUGCACGAUCUGGCAAGAGACGGACAUGUCGAUCUGGGAAGUGCGAGGCCGCACGCAAAACUUCGUCUACUCGAAGAUGAUGCUCUGGGUAGCGCUAGACCGCGCACAGCGGCUGGCCGAGAAGCGCGCCUUUCCGUGCCAUCAGCGGCACGAAUGGCUGCGCGUGCGCGACGACAUCUACGAGGACGUCAUGCGCCGCGGCUUCAACCAAAGCCUGAACUGCUUUAUCCAGAGCUACGAGGAAAACGAGAUCCUCGACUCGGCCGUCCUCAUUGCCCCGCUGGUCUUCUUCAUCGCCCCCAACGAUCCGCGCUUCCUGUCCACGCUGGACCAGAUCUUAAAGCCCCCCGAGAAGGGCGGCCUCACGAGCACCGGGCUCGUCUACCGCUAUAACUGGCUCAAGAGCGACGAUGGCGUCGGCGGCCGCGAGGGCGCCUUUUCCAUGUGCACGUUCUGGCUCGUGGAAGCGCUGACGCGCGCCGGCGCCUUCGACAAGAAAUACCUCGUCAAGGCCAUCAACAUCUUCGAGAACAUGCUCUCCUACUCGAACCACCUGGCUAUGUUCUCCGAGGAGAUCGCCCGCUCCGGCGAGCAGCUGGGCAACACGCCCCAGGCCUUCAGCCACCUCGCCCUCAUCAGCGCCGCGUUCAAUCUCGAUCGCGUCACGGGUGGCUCGGGCGGGGUUUGAGGGGGAGCAGAGUUGUGCGUUGUUGGUUUGGUUUGGUUUGUCUGGAUGGGAUGGGAAGGGGUUUGCUUGCAGGUUAGGUAGGUAGGUGCUAAUGCUGACUAUGCUAUGUACGAGACGGUAAUGAGGAAAGCAAGCGAGUGUAGCUUUAGGCACCGGAUAAUUUGCCCACCCCCUUAAGAUAUUUUGCCCACCCCACGUGAUAGCAUCUACAGAGUUAUAUAAUUUUUUUCUACUCUUUAAAAUUUUAGGUCUCUAUACCCUUAUAAGCACCUUUAUACCCUUCGGAUAUUUUAUUUUUAAACUCUCGUGGAUAGUC
Messenger RNA from Aplosporella prunicola CBS 121167, 2464 nucleotides. RefSeq names its product glycoside hydrolase family 15 protein. NCBI's taxonomy places the organism in Eukaryota, Fungi, Ascomycota, Dothideomycetes, Botryosphaeriales, Aplosporellaceae. The transcript is spliced from 5 exons. Gene Ontology annotation, biological process: carbohydrate metabolic process. Bases 58 to 2148 code for a protein of 696 amino acids. Gene Ontology annotation, molecular function: hydrolase activity, hydrolyzing O-glycosyl compounds. The record is from RefSeq and is a predicted model, not a curated record.